This is a messenger RNA of Stomoxys calcitrans (stable fly), 3088 nucleotides long. RefSeq names its product aminopeptidase N. The transcript has 2 exons. Gene Ontology annotation, biological process: proteolysis; peptide catabolic process. Gene Ontology annotation, molecular function: zinc ion binding; metalloaminopeptidase activity; peptide binding. Gene Ontology annotation, cellular component: cytoplasm. NCBI's taxonomy places the organism in Eukaryota, Metazoa, Arthropoda, Insecta, Diptera, Muscidae. The record is from RefSeq and is a predicted model, not a curated record. Bases 260 to 3037 code for a protein of 925 amino acids.
UCAAGCGAAUAGAAGGGAGAUCUCUGCAUUAUUUUGAAAACUCAAUUCAACCGCGGUUGAAUUUGAGUAGACAAAUUGCAUUAUACUCAAAGAUUUAUGAAAUUCAAGUGAAUUAAUUGUACGUCGCACUUGCCAUUUUAGCAAUUUCAAAAAGACAGAUAUGUUGUAUGGAAAUCCAAAACAAUAAAAUAAAAUACAACUAGUGAAAAUUAUUUGUAAGUAAAACCUACAUUUGUGUUGUUACUUUGUUUUGACAAAAAUGGCAAAUCUAUCUCGUGAAUCUGCUAUCCUGUUUGUCUUGGCUUACAUUUUCCUACAAGUUGUCUAUACAAAUUCGUACUCCCAUUUUCGUUUACCUACGUCCAUACAACCGGAGCAUUAUCAUCUCAAGGUUAUAACCCAUAUGGAUAAUACUGCAACUUUCAGAUAUGAGGGUCAAAUUUCAAUGCGCUUCCGAGUUUUAGAAGCUACCAAUAACAUAACAAUGCACGCUCUGAAUUUAAAUAUUGAUAAUACAAGUUUGGUACUUUCUAAAGUAAAGGAUAGGGAAUUUCACAUGUGCCUUGAGGACAUAGAUAUUUUACCCGAGUUUGACUACUUCAUCAUGAUAUUAUGCCAGACUUUGAUUAAGGAUGAAAUUUAUCGAGUGCAAAUGAAGUUUUCGAGCUUCCUUAACACAAAGUCGAAUGGCUACUAUCGCAGUUCGUAUAAAGAUGCGGCAACGAAUGAGACUAGGUGGUUGUCUGUUACAAAAUUUGAACCAGCCUUUGCACGAGCAGCGUUUCCUUGCUUAGAUGAACCCCAGUACAAAGCCAGAUUUACAAUAUGGUUGGGUCACCACAGAUCGCGUACAGCCUUGAGUAAUAUGCCGCGUGAGAAACAAAAACCAUUAGAGGAUGUGCACGACUACGUUUGGAGCAUAUUUGAGGAAUCUGUGCCCAUGUCGACAUAUUUGGUUGCCUAUAGCGUGAAUGACUUUGUUUAUAAGGCAUCAUCUAUUGAGAUGUACAAAUUAGAUCUUCGUACUUGGUCAAGACAAGACUCGAUCAAUAAAAGUGGGUAUGUCGUGGAAAUGGCUCCUAGAAUUUUGAAAUAUUAUGAAGAUGUUUUGGGCAUACCAUAUCCCUUGCCAAAGAUGGAUCAAAUUGCUCUGCCUGAUUUCAAUAAAGGAGGAAUGGAAAAUUGGGGUCUGGUUACUUAUGCAGAAAAGGUCUUAUACUACGAUCCAAAUACCAGAUCGCCAUUGGACAAACUCCAUACAGUUAGAUUGAUGGCUCACGAAUUUGCCCACCAAUGGUUUGGGAAUUUGGUUACGAUGAAAUGGUGGUCCGACUUAUGGCUUAAUGAAGGGUUUGCGACAUAUAUAGCCAGUUUGUGUGUGGAAUAUAUACAUCCCGAAUUUCAGGCAUAUAUAACUGAUUCCUUUUUUUCUUUGGUAUCCAGUUUUGAUAAGGACGUUGCCUUAAAUAGUCGUCCAUUAUCUCAAGAAGUAUUUAGGACCAGUGAAAUUCGAAAUCGUUUCGAUACGAUAUCCUACAGAAAGGGAUCUGCUGUCUUGAGAAUGGUGCACAUGAUAUUGGGAAAUGAUGCAUUCUUUGAGGGAGUUUAUGACUAUCUGGAAAAACACAAGUACAGCAAUGCAAACCAAGAUGAUCUAUGGUAUGCCUUCUCUAAGACAGCGAACAAAUGUAACAAUCCUCUUGAUAUGAAAACCGUAAUGGACUCUUGGUCCCUGCAAUCGGGAUUCCCGCUGGUAAAAGUUAAUCGAAAUUACCAAACCGGCACCAUUGAAAUAACCCAGCAUAGAUUUGUGCAGCACAACAUCUUUAUACCAGAUGAUGAGAUCAGAAAAUGUUGGUGGAUUCCAUUGACCUACACAACGGCUGGAGAAAAAAACUUUAGGACAACAAAGCCCAGAUAUUGGCUGCAAUGUAAUGAAACACAAGUCGGUGUUCCGGUGAUAUUUGAUAAUGUGGCAAAAUCAAACGAGUGGAUAAUUUUUAAUAUUCAAGCAUCGGCUGUGUAUAAAGUUAUGUAUGACAUUCACAACUGGAGGCUAUUAAGCGAAGCUUUGAAAAGAGAGCCAUUGGAGAAUUUUCCCAUUUUAAAUCGCGGACAAAUUGUAAAUGAUGCCAUAUCCUUAGCAUGGAACGGUUACCACGGCUACGACAUUGCCUUCGAUAUCUUAGAGUAUUUAUUUAAAGAACGUGAAUAUUUGCCAUGGGCCUUGGCUAUGCGAGGUCUAGCGAAUGUUUGUAACUUUCUGAAGGCUUUUCCAAUACAAUACGAGAGUUUUAAGUCCUUUAUACGACAUAUUAUCGCACCAGUCUUUAAGCAUUUGAAUGGUUUCAGUACAUUAAAUUUAGCGAAUUUGUUACCAUUUCAAUAUAGACUAAAAAGCAUAGUAAUCCAAUGGGCUUGUCGUGUCGAUUUAAAAGAUUGUAUUAAAGCAUCCAAAAAUUAUUUUCAAAGAUGGGCAUUAUCCCAGGGUCUCGAGUAUGAUGAAAUCUUUCUAAAGGAUUUAAGGGACACCGUUUAUUGCACUGCUAUACGCCAUGGCACCAUAAAUGAUUGGAACUCUUUGUGGCAACGAUAUUUGGAAACUCGUGACUCACUUUUCCUUGAAGCAUUGGCUUGCUCCCGCAACGAGACACUAAUAGAAGAUUUCAUUAGUUUGAUUUUUUCUCCGGAGAAGCAGAUAUCGAACCGGGAGACAAUUCAUGCCUUUAACGCGAUAGUCAAUAGUGAAGUCGGCUUACCUUUAGCCUGGAAAUAUUUCUUUGCAAAUUUUCCUAGGUUAUGCAAGGAUUUUGAAAUAAGUCACUUGGCAGCUGAGUUGACAUUAUCCAUAAAUUCAUUAAACGAUCUGGGGGACCUAAUGGCUUUCGCUAACCCAGGUGAAGAAUAUUGCGAAUUCCCGCUCAAAAUUACAAAUUCUUCUAUGGAAAAUAUACAUUUUAGAAUAGAUUGGAUUAAGCGUAAUUUGGACAUUAUAGAAGCCUAUUUAAGAAAUCGACUCUCCACCUCAAGAGCUUAAGACAAACACCCCAAACGAAAGCAUAAAAUAAAGUUAAUUUAUUUGUUGAAA